AUGUAUGCCCUUUUUGCUCAGCAGCUUCAGAAUCAGCAAGCCAUCUUUUCUGCCAGUGUGUUGGUCCCUCUUCUGUAUGGUGUGUGUGAGUCUAAUGAGGCGGAGUUUCGGGCUUUGGAUAAGGCGAUACAAUUGUCCACUGCAUUCCGGACUUUAGCUCAAAGCCAUGUAAUUAUAGAGACGGACUCAAAAAAUGUGUUUGCAUGGGCUGCAAGGGAGAGUGAGGUGCCUUGGAAGCUUACUCAAAUUCGAAAUGCAAUAGAGAGGGUUAAAGUCGUGAGAAGGGACGUUCCACAGCAGUAUCAGGUAGUCCCACCUGUUGCUGUUGCACCGGUUAUAGAGAUGGCUGGGCGAGCCAUUAUAUCACUCCCUCGUGUCAGAUAUCUUUCUGACAUGAGGUAUGAUACAUGCAUCAUAUGCCUCAAUGAUUUCAUAGAGGGAGAGGAGUUAGUCGCUCUUCAGUGUGAUCAUGUGUUCCAUUAUCGCUGCAUGGAUGAGUGGUUGACUUGGGGGACAGGAUGUCCCAUAUGUCGUGCUAGUACGACUUAG
Molecule: messenger RNA, 549 nt
Organism: Tripterygium wilfordii
Lineage: Eukaryota; Viridiplantae; Streptophyta; Magnoliopsida; Celastrales; Celastraceae
Product: RING-H2 finger protein ATL73-like
Exons: 3
Coding region: 1-549 (182 amino acids)
Molecular function (GO): nucleic acid binding
Source: RefSeq, a predicted model, not a curated record